AUAAAAUGUUCCUGUCUUGGGAAAUGCUAUGUCAGCACAGCACAAACCGUAGGCGCCAGUUCUAUCUUAACUUAUCUCCAAGCUACUGUUUUCGCCGAACCGAACCAUGGCCCAGUACGAACAAGUGAACGUGCGUGGCUAUAGUGAAUUCUGCAAGGCUGUGGCAGACAGACCGGGCAAAGAUAUUUUUGCGUACUUCUCUGGCGACAAAGACGAGAAAGGCAAUAGCUGGUGUCCAGACUGUGUCAGAGCUGAGCCGAUUAUAAAGGGAGCAAUGAGCUCACUCCCCCAGGGCUCGGUCUUCAUCUACUGUCAAGUUGGUGAAAGGAACUAUUGGAAGGAUUCAAGCAAUGAGUUCAAGACAACGCUCAAGCUGAUUGGGGUGCCCACCCUUCUGCGAUACAACACCCCUCAGAAACUGGUGGAGGAGGAAUGCUUCAAAGAGGAUCUAGUGAGGAUGAUGUUCACUGAAGACUGAGAGACAUGUGCCUUCAGCCACUGUCGGUUGGAUCAAGAAACACAAUAAAACACUUCUUAAUCACACUCAAUAUAGUGACAAUGUAAUGCAAAAGCAUUAUAUUAUAAUUAUCCAUGUUAAUAUCUUGUAGUAGCAUUGAAUAAAGUCAUGCCUGAUCAUGCA
Messenger RNA from Hippocampus comes (tiger tail seahorse), 640 nucleotides. RefSeq names its product thioredoxin domain containing 17 (gene txndc17). Gene Ontology annotation, molecular function: protein-disulfide reductase [NAD(P)H] activity. NCBI's taxonomy places the organism in Eukaryota, Metazoa, Chordata, Actinopteri, Syngnathiformes, Syngnathidae. Gene Ontology annotation, cellular component: cytosol. The record is from RefSeq and is a predicted model, not a curated record. The transcript is spliced from 4 exons. Bases 107 to 478 code for a protein of 123 amino acids.